Molecule: messenger RNA, 3885 nt
Organism: Budorcas taxicolor (takin)
Lineage: Eukaryota; Metazoa; Chordata; Mammalia; Artiodactyla; Bovidae
Gene: SH3TC2
Product: SH3 domain and tetratricopeptide repeats 2
Exons: 17
Coding region: 1-3885 (1294 amino acids)
Biological process (GO): regulation of intracellular protein transport; regulation of ERBB signaling pathway
Cellular component (GO): recycling endosome
Molecular function (GO): protein binding
Source: RefSeq, a predicted model, not a curated record
AUGGGUGGCUGCUUCUGCAUCCCUGGGGAGCCAAGUCUGUCCUGGGGUCCAGGUAAAGAUACUUCUUCCAAGGAUCCAACCAUAUCGAGUGAAUUUAUAUCCUCGUCUGAAAACAAGGAAAAAUGUUUCCUGCCACAGAACAUGAUUCCAGAUCUGACACUCUCCUUCAGUGUGAAGAGCCGCUCCAGAAGGUGUGUAAAUGGCCCCUUGCAGGAAGCAGCCAGGAGGCGGCUCUGGGCGCUGGAGAAUGAGGACCAGGAGGUGCGUGCAUUGUUUAAGGACCUCUCAGCCAGGUUGGUGGGUAUCCAGUCCCAGAAAGCCCAGUUCCUCAUCACCUUUAAGACUAUGGAGGAAAUCUGGAAGUUCUCCACCUACCUGAAUUUAGGCUAUGUAUCUACAUGUCUGGAACAUCUCCUUUUUGACCACAAGUACUGGCUCAACUGCCGACUGGUUGAGGAUACAGAGAUCCACGUGUCAAUAGAUGAUAAACACCUGGAAAGUAUAUACCUGGGACUCCUGAUCCAGGAAGGUCACUUCUUCUGCAGAGCCAUGUGCUCUGUGGCUCAGCCAGCUGAGAAGGAAGGGGAGUAUUUGACACUUUGCAAGAAUGAGUUAAUCUCGGUGAAGAUGGCUGAAGGCGAGUCUGAGUGGGAAGGUGUGUCCUUGGUGACGGGUCAGCGGGGCCUGGUGCCAGUGUCAGCCUUGGAACCCCUGCUUCUCCCUUUUCACCAAUGGUUCCUAAAGAAUUAUCCAGGAAACUGUGGCCUUUCCAGGAAGAGGGAUUGGGCAGGCUCCUAUCAGAUCGGCAGAGGAAAAUGUAAAGCCUGGAAGGAAUAUGAGAGGGAAGAAAAGGAUGAGCUGAAUUUCCACCAGGGAGAAAGCAUUGAGAUCAUCGGCUUUGUCAUUCCUGGGCUUCAGUGGUUCAUUGGGAAGUCAGCGCUCUCAGGAGAAGUGGGCUUUGUCCCCACCAGGAUGAUAGAUCCUGAUUCUUAUUCCCCAAUGAGCAAGAACUCCGCCUUUUUCAGUGAUGAGGAAAAAUGCUCUCUGGGGUUCCUGGGAAGUGACAGGAAAGCUGAGUGUGUCAGCUUCCUCCGCACACUUGCUCAGACUGACAUAACAUCUGUCUACCAGCUUAGUGGGUUUGAAUCCAUCCAAAGUCUUCCAAACGAUCUGAGCGUGUCCCAAUCCGAAGGCUUCAAGGAGACCCGGCCUGGUGGAGCCUGGGAGGAGCAUCAGGCCAUGGGCUCCAGACAGUCCAGCAGCUCUGAGGACUCCAGUCUGGAGGAAGAGCUGCUUUCAGCUGCCUCAGACACCUAUCAUCUGCCGGAGCCUGAUGACCUCGAUGACCCAGAAUUGCUCAUGAACCUGAACACUGGUCAGGAGGAGGAGGAGGCUGAGAACUUCGCCCCCAUAUUGGCUUUUCUGGAUCAUGAGGGAUAUGCUGACCACUUUAAGAGCCUCUAUGAUUUUUCCUUCUCUUUUCUCACAUCUUCCUUUUAUAGUUACUCUGAGGAGGAUGAGCUCAUGGCCUACCUGGAGGCCUCGAGGAAGUGGGCCAAGCGGAGCCACAUGACCUGGGCCCACGCCCGGCUCUGCUUCCUCCUGGGUCGGCUAAGUGUCAGGAAGGUCAAACUCUCUCAGGCCAGGGUGUACUUUGAGGAGGCCAUCCACAUUCUCAACGGGGGAUUUAAGGAUCUAUCCUUGGUGGCUGCCCUGUAUAUCAAUUUGGCGGCCAUCUACCUGAGGCAGAGGCUGAGGCAUAAAGGCUCAUCCUUGCUGGAGAAGGCAGGUACCUUGUUGGCCUGCCUGCCUGACCGGGAGUAUAGUACCAAGAGCGAGCUGGAUGUGGUGGCCUAUGUGUUGAGACAGGGCAUCGUGUCAGGCAGCUGCCCACUGGAGGCCAGGGCCUGCUUUCUGGCCAUCCGAUUGCUCCUAAGCCUUGGCCGGCAUGAUGAGGUCCUGCCCUUCGCCGAGCGCCUGCAGCUCCUCUCUGGACACCCUCCCACCUCAGAUGCUGCAGCCACCAUCUUGAGUUUUCUCUAUGACAAGAAAUAUCUGCCACACCUUGCAGUGGCUUCUGUCCGGCUGCGUGGAACUCCGAGUGUCCAAGGGAUGGCCCUUCCAAUUUGGCAGGUCCACCUGGUCCUGCAGAACACCACCAAGCUCAUUGGUAUCUCCUCCCCAAGCUGGGGUGAAGUUUCUUCCCUGGCUUGCCCGGCACUCAGGCAGGCACUGACUUCCUGUGAGGAACAGGCAGACUGGAGCACCCAGAGGGUCCUGUGUCUCAUCCUGUCCAAAGUGUACCUCCAACACAGAUCUCCUGAUGGUGCCAUCCAUUACCUGAGCCAAGCUUUGAUGCUAGGCCAGCUGCUGAGUGAGCAGGAAGCUUUUGAGUCUUCCCUCUGCUUGGCAUGGGCCUAUCUCUUAUCCAGCCAGCCAAAAAAGGCUUUGGACAUCCUUGAGCCAUUCUUAUACUCCCUGAAGGAGACAGAGAGUGUUAUCCACAAAGGAGUGGUCUAUAACCUCAUGGGACUUGCACUUCAAGGUGAAGGCAGGGUGAACAGGGCAGCCAAGAGCUAUCUCCGGGCCUUGAACAGAGCCCAGGAGGUAGGGGAUGUGCGCAACCAGGCAGUGGCUUUGGCCAAUCUUGGCCAUCUGACCCUUAAGUCCUGGCCUCAGCAGCCAGCCAGGAACUAUCUUCUACAAUCUGUGCAACUCUAUUCUACACUCCAGGCCAGCAUGGAGACAGACAUGGAAUUAAUACAGGUGCUUCUCUGGUUGGCCCAGGUCCAGGUGUAUGGACACCAGCUGGCUAGUGGCCGCUUUUGUUAUGAAAUGGCAUUGCUGUUUGGCUUAAGGCAUCAACACCUGAAGAGUCAGCUUCAGGUCACCAAAUCCCUCUGCCAUUUCUACAGCUCUGUGUCCCCAAACCCCGAGGCAUGCAUCACCUACCACGAGCACUGGCUGACACUAGCUCAGCAACUCAGAGACCGGGAGAUGGAGGGGAGGCUGCUGGAAUCCCUUGGACAGCUCUAUCGGAACCUAAACACAUCCAGGUCCCUCAGGAGGUCCCUCACCUGCAUCAAGGAGAGCCUGCGUAUCUUCAUUGACCUGGGGGAGAGAGACAAGGCUGCUGAGGCCUGGCUUGGGGCUGGGCGACUCCACUACCUCAUGCAGGAAGAUGAACUGGUGGAGCUGUACCUGCAGGCAGCCAUCCAGAAAGCCCUGAAGUCAGAGGAGCCCUCCUUGGCUCUCAAGCUCUAUGAGGAAGCGGGUGAUGUGUUCUUCAACGGGACUCGCCACAGGCAUCGUGCAGUGGAGUAUUACCGAACUGGGGCUGUUCCCUUAGCAAGGAGGAUGAAGGCAGUGAGAACCGAGCUCCGGAUUUUCAACAAGCUGACAGAGCUGCAGAUCAGCCUGGAAGGCUACGAGAAGGCUUUGGAAUUUGCCACCUUGGCAGCCAGACUCAGCGCAGUUGCAGUCUUCCAAUUUCUAGGAGAUCAGCGGCAGGAGCUGGUGGCCUUCCACCGUCUGGCCACUGUGUACUAUUCCCUGCACAUGUAUGAGAUGGCUGAGGACUGCUACCUGAAGACUCUGUCCCUCUGUCCACCCUGCCUGCAGAGCCCCAAGGAGGCCUUAUACUAUGCCAAGGUGUAUUAUCGUCUGGGCCGACUCACCUUCUACCAACUGAAGGAUGCGCACGAUGCCACCGAGUACUUCUGGCUGGCCCUGGCGGCAGCGGUCCUGCUUGGUGACGAGGAGCUGCAGGACAUCAUUAGGACCAGGCUGGACAACAUCUGCCAGAGCCCCCUGUGGCAUAGCUGUCCCUCUGGGCGCUCCUCAGAGAGGGCACGCUGGCUGAGUGGUGGGGGCCUGGCCCUCUGA